Protomyces lactucae-debilis is the source of this 552-nucleotide messenger RNA. Its product is annotated as adenine phosphoribosyltransferase. The record is from RefSeq and is a predicted model, not a curated record. Gene Ontology annotation, molecular function: adenine binding; AMP binding; adenine phosphoribosyltransferase activity. Lineage: Eukaryota; Fungi; Ascomycota; Taphrinomycetes; Taphrinales; Protomycetaceae. The coding region runs from base 1 to 552 and encodes 183 amino acids. The transcript has a single exon. Gene Ontology annotation, cellular component: cytoplasm. Gene Ontology annotation, biological process: adenine salvage; AMP salvage.
AUGAGCGCAUCAGAUAUCGAGUUCCUGCGCAGCCAGCUCCGGCAAUACCCAGACUUCCCGCAAAAGGGUAUCUUAUUUGAAGAUAUCCUCCCCCUCUUCAAGUCACCCAAGGCCUUCAAGCUCCUUGUGCACUCUCUCGCCAAGCACAUCAAGGAGACACACGGCCAAGUCGAUGUCAUUGUGGGUUUGGAUGCACGCGGCUUCCUCUUUGGACCGACCUUGGCGCUUGAGCUCGACGCUGCUUUUGUACCGGUCAGGAAACUCGGCAAGCUACCAGGCCAGUGCGUAACGGCAGAGUACAUCAAGGAGUACGGCAAGGAUAUCUUUGCCAUGCAGGAAGAUGCCAUUUCACAAGACCAAAGAGUUAUUAUUGUGGAUGAUAUUAUCGCAACGGGAGGCAGCGCUGGUGCAGCUGGUAAGCUGGUCAAGAUGGUGGGCGGCAAGACAAUGGAGUAUGUGUUUUUGCUGGAGCUGGACUUCUUGAAGGGAAGGGAUCAGUUGGAUGCGCCGGUGUUUACGCUGCUCAAGAGUCAAGAGACGAAGCAGCUAUAG